This is a messenger RNA of Plectropomus leopardus (leopard coralgrouper), 1887 nucleotides long. It is a transcript of the gene ednrbb, whose product is annotated as endothelin receptor type Bb. Lineage: Eukaryota; Metazoa; Chordata; Actinopteri; Perciformes; Serranidae. Gene Ontology annotation, cellular component: plasma membrane. Gene Ontology annotation, molecular function: endothelin receptor activity. Gene Ontology annotation, biological process: endothelin receptor signaling pathway; developmental pigmentation; vasoconstriction. The record is from RefSeq and is a predicted model, not a curated record.
AUGUGGACCAUUGCUCUCGUUCUUUGUUUGGGAAAUAUUCUCAUCGGAGGAGAGGCCGGUGAUCAGCAUUCAGAGCCGUUGCCUGUAAUUGAACUCUCUGAAACGGUCUCCCCUGGUCUUUUAAUACUGGAAAAACAGAAAUCCAACAGCUCAAUUCAUCCACCCCAAGUAGCCAGACCAAAAACACUGCACCCUCCCAUGUGCUUGGAGUCCGCUGGGAUCAGAGUUGCCUUCAAAUAUGUCCAUACAGUGGUCUCUGUUGUUGUUUUUGUCGCUGGAAUAGUGGGAAAUUCAGCUUUGCUGAACAUCAUAUAUGUAAACAAAUGCAUGAGAAGUGGCCCAAAUAUUCUCAUUGCGAGUCUUGCUCUGGGGGAUUUAAUCCACAUUGUGGUGGACAUUCCAAUCAACGCAUACAGGCUCAUGGCAGAAGAUUGGCCAUUUGGUUUGGUGCUGUGCAAACUCGUCCCCUUCAUACAGAAAACCUCUGUUGGAAUUACUGUGUUGAGCUUAUGUGCUCUGAGUGUUGACAGAUACCGAGCUGUAGUAUCCUGGAAUCGAAUCAAAGGCAUCGGGGUUUCUGCGUGGACAGCAAUCGAAAUAACUCUGAUAUGGGUUAUUUCUAUCCUGCUGGCAGUGCCUGAAGUUGUCGGCUUUGAUAUGAUAACAAUGGACUAUAAGGACAAGCAUCUGAGAAUAUGUCUGCUUCAUCCCAUGCAAACCUCACCAUUCAUGCAGUUUUAUAAAUCAGUAAAGGACUGGUGGCUCUUUGGCUUCUACUUUUGCAUGCCACUGGCUUGGACCGCCAUCUUCUACACGCUCAUGAUCAGGAAAAUGCUGAAGAAUACUGAGAAUACAUUAAGCGACCACACCAAGCAGAGACGAGAAAUCGCAAAAAACGUCUUCUGCCUGGUGAUCGUGUUUGCACUUUGCUGGUUACCUUUGUACCUAAGCAGAAUCUUGAAAUCAACCAUAUAUGAUGAGAAAGACCCCAACAGGUGUCAACUACUGAGUGUCUUUCUUGUCCUAGACUAUUUUGGCAUUAAUAUGGCAUCGCUCAACUCGUGCAUCAACCCUAUUGCAUUGUACAUAGUCAGCAAGAGAUUUAAAAGAUGUUUCAAGGCAUGUCUGUGCAGUCGGUGUCUACCUCUUCAAGCUGUUACCCAUGACGAGUCUGUUUUGAAGUCCAGAAUGCAGGAUCAAGCCUCAGAGCAGAGCUGCAGCAUCAAAGCUCCCAAGCCGACUUCCACACCCCUACCUGGGCACGAGAACACCUUACUGUGUUAACAAAACUCAGUGAAAAUACUUUGUGAGUUCUUUAGUCUUUCCUUCUCAAAAAUAUAUAGGGCUAUCAAAGCGGGUACCUAAGCAGCUCUAUCGGUAGCCCAGCAACCGUGACAUACCGUCCUAAUAAUAUAAAAUACCUUGUGAAUAACAGGCAGCACUGUCUUUUGUACUGCUGUCGUCAGUGGAACAUCUGCUUUGGUAUGAGCAACCUGGAGUCAGACUGUUCAGACUAUUUGCCCCGGGGGCUUGACUCACUCCCAACCAUUACAUCAGAUUUUACCUAGUACCUAUCCUGUAUCAUGCAUCACAGUUCUCAAAUCACUGUUUUGGGCACGAUGUUAACCUGGCAGCCAUCAACAGAAAUCUUGUCACGGCUUACCGCCUGCAUAUGUAUUAUUCCGAUUCUGUUUCUGGAUUCUGGAAAGACAGCGUGCCAUACGAAAUCAAGCAAAUGGGAAUUCAAAAUUAUCACGGUGGGUUUUAUGGGGUACGGUGUAUUAUUAGCACAUAAAAUGCAUGUUUUCAUCUCUGUUGAGUUUCCCCGUAUACACAAGGAGUUUAUAGUGUUUCUUUCGUUCUUGAACCUUGAGAGAAAAAUCAAAU